GGGAGAGGUUUUCCCCGCAUCCCUCAUUUCGCUUCCUAAUGAGGUUCCAUCUCACGGUUAAAGUCAGAGAGUCGCGAUUCCUAGAGCGGGUUCUAAAGGACAGGCUGCGAAUUUCCAUUUCAUCCAAGCCCCGCUUCCGCCUCUUAAUCCCGGGAUCUGUGGGAGAAGCUGCAUUUUGCAAGUGAAUUCAACGUUUGUCUGGAGAACUAUAAUAACUUCCAAAAUGACCAACAAAGACUCUUUGGAUGUGUGAGACUAAACUUUAGCCUAAAGAGUGAUUUUGGCUGUGUUGAGAACUUCAUUUGAACAGGAAAGAGAACAUGCAAGAUACAGCAAAGUUCAAACUGGGGAAAGGAGCAAAAAAAGGCGCCCAAGUCAUCCACUCUGGGAAUGAUAGGGAAUUUGGAGAAAGGACCAUGCAGAAGAUCCUGGAAGGAGAACCCACCAGCUCAGGUGUCCAGCACCAGAGAUUCAGGCAGUUCUGCUACCGGGAGGCUGAGGGCCCCCGAGAAGUUUGCAGCCAACUCCACCACCUUUGCCAUCAGUGGCUGAAGCCAGAAAGGCACACGAAAGCUCAGAUGCUGGACCUGGUGAUCCUGGAGCAGUUCCUGACUGUCCUGCCCCCGGAGAUGGAGAGCUGGGUCAGAGAAUGUGGAGUGGAGACCAGUUCCCAGGCAGUGGCCCUGGCAGAAGGUUUCCUCCUGAGCCAGGCAGAGGACAAGAAGUGGGAAGAGCAACAGACACAAGAGAUGUUUGCCCAAGUGGGCACUGAUCUCCCAAAGGCAAAGAAGGCUCCGUCAAACACUAGACAGAGGCUGCUGUUCAGGGAGACUGUGCAGGAUGGUGAUGGAGGCACCUCUUCAUUAGGCAGUGAAAUGACCCUGGUGACACACUCUAGACCUUCUCUUCUUGGAGGUGGGCUGAAAAUGGUUGCUAUGAAGUCACUGGAACAGGAUCUAGUGACCUUGGAGGAGGUGGCUGUGUGUUUCUCUAAGGAGGAGUGGGCUCUGCUUGAUCCCGGCCAAAGGACUCUGUACAGAGAAGUCAUGGAGGAGAAUUCUGGGCAUCUGGCUUGGCUGGGUGGUAGGAAGGAGAGAGAGAAAGAGGGUGAACCAGCAAGAACGAAAACUAACAUAGAAAGGAAGAGUGGGAAGAGGACUGUUGCUUCUGAAGGGACAGACAUCAAUGCCUUUACCUGCUCACAGUGUGGAAAGAGCUUCAAUGAGAAGUUCAGCCUAACUUCCUGUCAAAGACUGUACACAGGAGAGGAACCCUAUCAGUGUGUGGGGUGUGGAAAGAUCUUCAGUCCUUGGUCAGUCCUUGAUAUUCAUAGGAAAAUCCACAAUGGUGAGACACCAUAUACAGACUCAGAGUGUAAAAAGAGCUUCGGUCAGAAGAGAAAUCUUUCUUUUUGUCAAAGAGUGUACACAGCAGAGAACCCAUAUCCGUGCUUGGAGUCUGGAAAGAGCUUCAGUCAGAGGUCAAGCCCUGAUGAUCAUAAAAAAAAUCACACAGCUGCAAAACUGUGUGCAUGCUCAGUGGAUGGAGAGAACUUCAGCCAGAAGACAGAACUUACUAGACAUCAAAUAGUCCACACAGGAGAUAAAUCAUAUAACUGCUCAGUGUGUGGAAAGAGCUUCCAUCAGAAAGGUAGCCUUACUGCCCAUGAAAGAAUCCACACAGGAGAGAAACCAUAUAUGUGCUCAGAGUGUGGAAAGAGCUUCAGACAAAGCUAUAGCCUCACUAUCCAUCAAAGAGUCCAUACAGGAGAGAAACCAUAUAUAUGCAAGGAGUGUGGAAAGAGCUUCAUUCAGAAGUGCAAACUUUUUACCCAUCAAAGAGUCCACACAGGAGAGAAACCAUAUACAUGCUCAGAGUGUGGGAAGAGCUUCAUUCAGAAGACUAACCUUGAUUUCCAUCAAAUAGUCCACACAGGAGAGAAACCAUAUACCUGCUCACAGUGUGGAAAGAAUUUCAGCCGCAGUAGUCAUCUUACCUGUCAUCAAAGAAUCCACACAGGAGAGAAACCAUAUACCUGUUCAGAGUGUGGAAAGAGCUUCCAUCAGAAAGCUCACCUUACUUCCCAUCUAAGUGUUCACACAGGAGAGAAACCGUAUACAUGCUCAGAGUGUGGAAAGAAUUUCAGCCGCAGUAAUAACCUUAUUCGUCAUCGAAGAAUCCACACAGGAGAGAAACCAUAUUCCUCUUCAGGUUGAGGAAAGAUCUUCAGGCAGAGAAGAAGACUUAUUUGCCAUCAGCGUGAGCACACAGGAGCAUGCCCUGAAUUACAGAAAUACUUGGAAUGCAGAAAGAGCUUGUGUUGAAGCACAGAUCUAGGGACAGAUGGUUAUUUCUCUUUCCAUUCUGUGGCUAUUUAGUCCAUUUUCUUACGAUUUGCUAUAUCUACAUGAAGACACUGCGGAAGUCACCUCUUGGGGGGAUUGACAUUGGGUGUCACUGGUAUGCAGAUAACCUUGAACUCUGUAUAUUUGUAUCAUCCAGGAAAGGUUUAUCAAUGGCUUCUAGUCUGGUGGCUAUAGGCCACCUCUAGCCUCAGAGGCUAGAUGCCUCAUUAUACUAGUUGGCGGGGAACAAUUGCAAGAGAUAUUGUUUGUAGGCUUCCCAAAGGCAUCUGAUGAAGCAUGAUGCUGGACUAGAUGGGCCUUGGACACCACAAAAGAUCAUGGUGGGUGGGGGAAAGCUAAUAUAAUACUAGGCUACUAAAAACUGAAGAAUAUAGAUUAAAAUGGAUAUUUUAAUAAGAAUUAAAAGUUCUACAUAAAACAACCUAAAACACAAUUAAUAUCAUUAUAUAUAUAUAUAUAUAGGUUCUCCAGUGUCCAUGCAAACUUCUGUAUGUUGGGAUGACAACCAGGAUGAUUAAGACGUGUUUAGGAGAACAUAAAAGUUGUAUUAGAAGAGGAAAAGUUCAGGCACCCCGGUUAGUCACUUCAAUGAAUAUGGACAUAAUGAAAAAGAUUUGAAUUUUUGGUGCAUAGAGAAGAUACAGGCCCCUGAGAACAACCUUUCUAAAAAAAUUACAGUGCAGAGAAGUGUACUGGAUACCCCUACUCCAAACAGUCAUGCCCCAUGGUCUAAAUGAAGAGAUUGAUUGGAUGGCAGCAAUCUAGUAUGCUUUAAAUGAACCAAUCAUAUCCAUGUUGGUUUCCUUUCCAUUGUAAUUGUAGAUAAUUAGUCCACUUAUAGUACAUAUGGUUGUUAAUUUUUAUCAAUAUGUAUUGUAUAUUUGGUGAUGAUGGGUAUUUUACUUACACUGUAUGAUCCUUUUUAAAUUUGAAUUUGACCCUCUUAACUGAUGUUUGGAGGCAGUGAGUGGGGUGGAUGUGGGUUUGCGAGCUGAAAUUAAAUCCUAGCAAGACAGAAGAUCUCCUCGUCAGAAGAACUAGCAAUGGAGCCAUUGUUCAAUGGCAGACCAUCUGUUUUCUGUGCAGAAGGUUCCGGGUUCUGUCCCUGGCAGCAUCUCCAAGUAGGGCUGAGAAAGACUCCUACUUGGAACUUUGGAGAGCUGCUGCCACUCAGUGCAGACAACAUUGAGCUAGAUGGACAAGUGGUUUGACCUGGAUAUAAGACCAACAAGAAACAGUGCGAUCCCCAUCAAACUCUACAAUAACCGUAUAAUGAAAAGUAAGCAACAGCUUAAUCCAGUGUAGUACUAUAAUCGAAAAUCUUUACAGAAUAAGAUCAAACAAAACAUAAAUGAUUGGAAAACAGAUCGGUGAAACUAAACGUGUAGAUUUGUAGGGUUGGUAAAGUCCAUAGUGUGGAGAGUGAUGUGAUAUAAAACCGUUGAGUCUAUACAUCCACGAUGGUGACCUCUGUUUUGCUGCCGUUCUUCCUCAAGUGGUCAAAUGGUCUUCACAAAAUAACAAUACUCCACACACCCCAAAGUUCAGUCUUCUGAAAGUAAGUUAACAGCCAUCUUGACUACUAGAAAAUUCACUCAGGAAGCCAAGUUCUUGUAAGUAGUAGUGUUGUAGCUUACAAAAAGCUUCUGCAUGUUAAGCAGAUGUCCUGCCCCUGAGCUAUCGCCCCAUCCCCAAUGUUAUGUGCCUGCUUUGGCCCAGAGGGCUUUGGCUCAAAUGGCACUGAAAUGGGUGCCGUUGGAGCACCAGCUGGUGCUCCAAUGGCACCCAUUUCUGACUCAGUGUGAUUUGGUCACAGUGAUCUAUGUCCUCGUGAAAUCCUUGAUUGGAUUAGUGUAAAACGCUUUCUGGGAGGCUGCCCUCAGAGAGCCUUCGGAGCAUUUCUGGAUGCAAUUCAAGGUGCUGAUCUUGAAUUUAAAAGCCCUAAAUAGCUUGGGGCCCAGCUCUUCCCAAAACCAUUUCCUCUCAACAUGAAUCUGUCCCACCUAUAGAAAUGCCAGGGAGGGUCUCCUCAGUGUGCCACCGUUAUCAGGUAACUUUCAGGCAUCCAGAUGGGACAAGGCCUUCUCAAUGGUGGCCCCUUUCUCCAGAUUUCCCUCCUUCAGGAGAUCCAGCUUGCCCUCUUGCUGCUGACAUUCUGGUACAUGUUAGACAUUUGUUCUGGCAGAACAUUUCUACUGAUACUCCCUGAGAAAAUAUUUAAUGCAGUAUUUUUACAUCUGAUGUUUUAUGUUGCAAUGUCUUUUUAAAAACUAUCGGGUUUUUUUGAGAAGUUUUAUUUUUUUAUUGUGAAAGUGCCUUGGAGUGUCCAUGAAAGGUGGUAUAUCAUUGCUUACAUUAAAUGAAAUUUCCUUCG
Molecule: messenger RNA, 4740 nt
Organism: Hemicordylus capensis (graceful crag lizard)
Lineage: Eukaryota; Metazoa; Chordata; Lepidosauria; Squamata; Cordylidae
Product: gastrula zinc finger protein XlCGF57.1-like
Exons: 6
Coding region: 321-2216 (631 amino acids)
Biological process (GO): regulation of transcription by RNA polymerase II
Molecular function (GO): DNA-binding transcription factor activity, RNA polymerase II-specific; RNA polymerase II cis-regulatory region sequence-specific DNA binding
Source: RefSeq, a predicted model, not a curated record